AUGUUGUCUAAGUGCUGUUUCUGUAUCGGCUUAAGAGCGGCAACUCUCAUGUUAGCCACUCUUGGAGCUUUAGCAUAUAUGACCAAUGCCUAUCACUUUUCACAGCUGGCUGGACAGUUUGGUUUCUUUUAUAGUGCGUUAUCCACUUAUUAUGUUGGGGCGACUUUUGCGUGUAUCGCGGGUAUCAUUGGUGUAAUUAAGAAUAAAAAAAAUUAUGUAAAAAUAUAUUCCUUCUUUUAUUGGUGGCAACUUGUAUUGGGAUUCACUCUAUCCAUUGUAUUCUCCGUUGUGGCAUUCUACUUUGAUAAAGAUAUCUGUGAAAAAUUAAUUGAACAACCUGAUGUUGAUAUGGACAUGGGUACAUGCAUGGACUGGUACAUAAAGACUGCCUCCACAAUGGUUAUUUGUCUUGGAGUAUCGUGUCUCAUUGAUCUUCAUUUCUGUAUGGCCGUAUGGGCAUAUUACCAGAGACUCAAAGCUGAGCAUCAAUAUGACGUACUAUCAGAUCCUGGAUUUGUCCUUUAUUACACAGCAGUUCCUGCUUAUACUACUUCCCAACCACCUGCUUACGAAUCAGUUCCUCAUCUUGACACCAAAGUUACAUCUACUAAUUCUAAUGUUCAAAAUGAUGCUAAGCAGUAA
Messenger RNA from Cetraspora pellucida, 642 nucleotides. Lineage: Eukaryota; Fungi; Glomeromycota; Glomeromycetes; Diversisporales; Gigasporaceae. The record is from the annotation of a GenBank genome assembly.